AUGCGAGCUGAAAUAGUGCACAAUUUUAUCUGUUUACAGCCCACACCUGUUGACCUGCUUCAACCGAUUGCACCAGUUAGUCAACAACAACCAGAAUUGAUCAACACAAAGCCAUCAGCAAAAUUGGGCGCAACGUGGGCGGACACAUCCGGCGCUAUUAAUAUCAACGUCGACAAUUUGUUGGCACCAAGAUCGCCCAAAGCUGGUCCCGCUCCUUCCAUCAAUCAGCUUAAAUCUAGCCCCAAUAGUCCAGCGCAUAAACCUAAUGUAAACGCUAAUAUGCCUAUACUACCGAAUAUGCCCAGCAUGGCACCGACUAUUCCAAAUAUGGCACCAACCAUGCCCAACAUGAUGCCGUUAAACAACAUGGCGACGGGGCAAAUGUGGCAAACACCUAUGUCCAAUGUUAACAACAAUUUCCCAGUGAACAACAACAUGAGGCCACAGAAUCACAAUUUCCUCCAAUGA
Messenger RNA from Pieris macdunnoughi, 468 nucleotides. Lineage: Eukaryota; Metazoa; Arthropoda; Insecta; Lepidoptera; Pieridae. The record is from the annotation of a GenBank genome assembly.